CCCUGCAACGAGGAGGUCAACAACGUCAACCAUUUCGUGUAGUCUUUUUGCGUUGUGUAAGAGUGUGCGUAUUUUCCUUUUAAUUGUCUAGGUCGGCAAUUCGAUACGGCGCAGGCUGUUGUGUAUAGAAAGAAAGCUUCUCUUUGUCAGUAUGAAAUACUUUUAUCCCGUAGGAAUGGGGGGAAAUACUCGACAAAAACUGUAAGACAAACGCCGGCGAAAGGUUAGCCAGAAGUGUGUGCAGCUGUUUCAGGGGCUCACGAGGUUUAAACAACCUUUUCGUUUGUCAGUCCGUUCCGAUAAUCGAAAAGGUGACUUCUGCGGACUCAGAAAAUCUCACAAUCGUUUCAUAACGGUUAAACGAAAAAAACAUUGUCUAUACUCCCAAAAAAACGUACAUUGACUCAGCUAAUCAAACCUUGUUUUCUGUAAGUUUUACCAUUAGGCGUUUAAAACACUGCUCAACAAACAAUUCAUCAGCCGCAUUUUUUCCUUGGGUUUUUUGCAUUUAUAUGUUUACCGACGCGUGUGUGGCUCCUCGGCAAUUCCGCGGAGCACCCGGCUCUUAGGCUUUGACUAGGCAACGACCCAGUAGUAGACACUCCGCCAAUUAGCCAGAACCAACUUUUGUCCUUUUUUUUUGUAAUUGCAGUCAUGACAAGCUUACAAACAAUGGAGGUCAGCACGCCUCCUCCUGCCAUGUUAAACAAUCAACUUGUUGACGAAGUUGCUUCCAAUGCUCGCACCAGAGCUAUUCCCUGGAGAGCCUAUGAGCGUUCACAUGUCAUUGACGAGAAACUUUGCGAAAAGGUGCUCAAACUAGAUGGUCUUAACCUGGAUGCACGCGUCCAGGUUGUGUUAGAGAAUGGUGAUGCCUAUACACAGGUCUUUUUAAAGAUGUUACAAAUUGAAGGACACGAUGAUAUUUUUGCGUUUGCUUGCAUCAAUAUUUCCGACAUUCUUUUGGUAUCCAGAGACUGGGCAAACAUAUUUGUUCCCUUGUUUUUUGAGAUGCUUGGCUCCAAAAGUUGGAUAGAGAGCUUGGCUUCUGACGAAAAGCUUUUGUUUGUUAAACUGUUUGCCUUGGCCUGCGUGUAUCAACCAUGCACAGCUGCCAAAGAAUUUACGUUCGUUUUGGAAUACCUGGGCUCCUUGUUGUCUGAUUCUGCCGACACUCAAUUGAAGCUUUUUGCAGCACAAUGUGUAGUGGCCAUUUUGUACUUAAAACCCCACCGCCGUGCCUUUUGGACUGAAAAGUCGUGUUCUAUGCGCCUUGUGGAGAUGCUCCGAACAGUGUCGGGCGAUCCUCAGUUGCUUUACUAUGGUCUCUUGAAUUUGUGGCUUCUCAGUUUUGAACCAGAAAUUGCCAAGGAGAUGAACAAGCGGUUCUCAUGCAUUUCAUUGUUGGCUGAGAUUGCUCGUGCUGAUCAAAAAGAAAAGAUCUAUCGCAUUGUUCUAGCUAUUUUCGUGAACUUGCUUAAAUACGCACGUGAAGAGAAUGCAAGUACAGUUUUGCUGGAACGUGUGGACAGUCUUGUUAAAACCCUUCAGCAUCGUAAGUGGUCUGAUGAGGAUCUCGUGGCUAGCCUUACUUACUUGGAUGAAACUCUGGCUGAGUGCUCUCGUCAGCUUUCCAACUUUGAUAUAUACAAAACCGAAGUCGAGAGCGGACAUUUGCAUUGGUCGCCGUCUCACCGAUCAGAAGAAUUUUGGGCUAGAAAUGUGAAGAAACUGAACGACGAUGAUUCUGCUGUGUUGAAACAACUCAUUAACAUUCUUCAAAACCCUCAAGAUGUGAAGAGUUUGGCAGUUGCUUGUCAUGAUAUUGGUUGUUAUCUGCAACAUUAUCCAGAGGGUCGCAGCUUUGUCAUAAAAUAUGGUGCCAAGCCUAUCAUUAUGCAGCUAAUGAAUCACUCCAACUCGGAAGUCCGUUUUGAGGCUCUUUCUACGGUUCAACGUUUAAUGAGUCAGGUCUGGAAUGACUAAAGUCUACCGGGAGUUUCAUACAUACCGCUCUUACUAUCUACCACUAAUAUACGUAAUAAAUACAGGUAUCUUUCUUUUUUUCCUUACUCUUAAUAUUACACUUUUUUCCUUGAACCGCAGUGUCAUAAACUUAAAUUUAUAAAAUUAACGAGCGUACAGAGUUAUUGUUGUGCCGA
Messenger RNA from Schizosaccharomyces japonicus yFS275, 2162 nucleotides. Its product is annotated as V-type ATPase V1 subunit H. Gene Ontology annotation, molecular function: proton-transporting ATPase activity, rotational mechanism. The transcript has 6 exons. The record is from RefSeq and is a predicted model, not a curated record. The coding region runs from base 655 to 1986 and encodes 443 amino acids. Gene Ontology annotation, biological process: proton transmembrane transport. Gene Ontology annotation, cellular component: vacuolar proton-transporting V-type ATPase, V1 domain. Lineage: Eukaryota; Fungi; Ascomycota; Schizosaccharomycetes; Schizosaccharomycetales; Schizosaccharomycetaceae.